UUUAGAUCUUGAUGGCGUAUCCAAUACAAACUAUUUUCAUGAUUUUGCACACUAAUAUUUAUUCAACAUGUCUUUAGCAUCCUUUUUUGGAGCACUGUGUUUGUUUUUGUUGUUUGGACAUAAAGCGGCGGGAAACUUGGGUGAAAUAGUGGAUCGGUAUGACUUUGUUAGCGAUUUUCAAAUACACAGUAUCUCUGAAAGAGAUGUCGGUGGGAAGUCUUUAUCAAGAAAAAUGGUGAAGUUUUCAGGACUUGGCAGGAAUUUCUCAAUCAGUUUAAGUCCAGUGACAGGAUUAUUUACCAGUGAUUUUAAGGCAGUAAUUGAUGAUGGAAGUGGAAAAAGAACACCUUUUAUGUUCAACAAAAAUAACUUUUUUGAAGGCAUACUAGAAGAAAACAAGAAAAGUAACGUUCAUGCUUAUUUUGAUGAAGAUGACAAUACAAUGACAGCCACCAUUUCGUCAGAUGGGGAGGACAUUGUUGUAGAGCCUGAGUGGAGACAUGAAAGGACAAGAAAGAAAGGAUCCAACAUGAUCCUGUAUGCUGUCAAAGAUAUGAAAUGGCCGAACACCGGAACAAAUUCUAGUGGGUUUAACUACUGUGGAGCUGUGCAUGAAAAAGAACUGCACAAUCACCAGGAAGUGAUGUUUUCUAAACACAUGGAAGAUAACAAACACCACAGAAGUAAGCGUGCAUCCAAUGUUAACUGUCAUCUGAUCACAGUAGCAGACUACAAGUUCUACCAGAGUAUGGGAAACAGCAACAAGUACACCACUGCUAACUAUAUGGCUAGUGUUAUUGACAAAGCCAAUCUGAUUUACAGAGGAACAAAUUUUGCUGGGCAUUCUGGACUAGGUUUUGUUAUUGCUGAAAUGGUUAUCUUAACUUCACCCACUGUGGUCAGUGGAGGAAUAAUUCACUACAACAUGGAGAAUGGCCCAUGGAGAAGCAACACAAAAGGCCUGCUGGAUAGCUUCAGCAGUGAGGCUAACAGAUGGAGUGAUUACUGUCUGGCCCACCUCUUCACUCACCAACCAUUUGACAACAAUGUGUUAGGACUGGCCUACAUUGCUGGCUCUAGAUCCACAGAUGUUGGUGGACUCUGCUCACCUUUGACUUUCAUGAAUGGAGUACAGGUGUCACUGAACACAGGUUUCACGAGCACAAUGUACUCCACUGGUUCGACUGUCCUGUCCAGGCAAGCGGAACUGGUCACCGCUCAUGAACUUGGACACAACUGGGGAAGUGAACACGACCCCACGUCUGGAGAUUGUGCUCCGUUCUCGUUAUUUGGAGGGAAGUACCUGAUGUAUCCCUACUCUGUCUCGGGGGAUGAUGAUCAUAAUGAUCAAUUCUCCAGCUGCAGUAGAAAUUAUAUUGGUAGAGUUAUAAGUGCUAAGCUGAGCUGCCUCACUGAGUCUGUGACGGAGACUUUGUGUGGUAAUGGUAGGAUUGAUGCAGGGGAGCAGUGUGAUGGAGGAUACUUAGGGAAGUUUGGCCUAGAUGAAUGUUGUCUCCAGAACUGUCAACUCAACACCUUUAAAAGUGCUGUCUGCACUCCUGCUAACUAUGGCUGCUGCUCAACCCAAUGUCAGCUACAGAAUUCUGGAGCUUUCUGCAAUGCUGCUGAACAGUGCAAACAAAAUGCCUUUUGUGAUGGUAGCAGUUUAACCUGUCCCACUGGGGCUAAUAAACCAACUGGAACUGUUUGUUCAGGUGGGUUUUGCAAUGCUGGAAAUUGUCAACCUUUCUGUGAAUAUGCUGGCUUGACAUCCUGUAUUUGUGGAGGAGAGGCCAACUCCUGCAGAAGAUGCUGCAAAUCUUCCUCUGGUACAUGUACACCCUACAAUAACACUGUGUACCUACCCAACGGCUCACCCUGUACCAAAGGAUAUUGCUCAGGGGGUGUUUGCGUGGAGUCCGAGCCUUCACUAUCCGAGAGAUUCUUUGAACUCCUGGACAAGAUCAGCAUUGACUUUAUAGCUGAGACUUUCAAAACCAACAUGGUGGCCAUCAUCCAGGCCUUCUCCAUUAUUUUGUUCAUCCCACUUUCAUGUAUAGUUUGGUGCAGGGAUAAAAAGAAAGCAAAAAAACUGAGGAUGGAGAUGUCUGCAAAGUGUAGAAUUGACAGGACCUUGACAUUUGAUGAAGAUAAAAGACAGGUCAAGAAGAAGAAAAAGAUUCCUCCCAAGUUCAUCCCUGCUCCCCCUGAGGCUGUGAACUUCAGAUCAGGGUCCCACGGUGGAUCCAGAAGGAAUCAGAUAGGCCCCCUACCUCCGAAAAGAUACUAGUACUACGCACACAGAAGUUGUAGUCCUUAGAGGCUUAAACUAGCACUCCAUCCUAUCGUAAUUUACUUUAACAAAUUAAGUGACUGUGAUAAAUAAUAUAAUAAUUAUUGUACUGAAAGUAUGUAGAUUUGUUUGAAACUGAGUUUCAGUGGAUUUAAAUAACAUAUAGAACAUGCAUGUUGUUUAUUUUUUACAUGCUGACUAGCGAGAGUUAACUCCCCUGUAACACUAUGUACAUAUUCAUUAUAUUGAUGGCACUCUUGGAAACACUGAUGUUUAUAUAUUAAUGUCUAUAAAGUCAUUAGAUAUAUGAACUCUUUUGACCUCUUUAUAUAUGACCUCUUUUGAGUAAUAUUUACAUAUUUAUGACUAACUUUAAGGUUUUCUGAGAGUGCCUUGUAUUAACUUAUAAUAAGCCAAUUUUUAUUUGUGUGAGUGAGAUAUCCCAAGAUUUAUGAGCAUGAUCGUGCAUCACUUCUUAAGAAUAUUAAUCAGCGCUUUACAAACAAAACUACACUGCACAGUCAUAUAUAAAAGUUGGUUUACUGUAAAUAAUAAAGACAGACUAUGUACAGGAAUAUUACAUUAGAAGUUUUACAAAUAUACACAAAUACAUGUAGGUGUGGGAUUUUUGAAUGAUACACAUUUAAUAUAUAUAUCAUGUAUCUAUUUGACAUACAUGUAUUUCCUUUGUUUGAAACCAGUAUUUCUGUCUGACAACGUAAAUCACAUAAAUGAACAUACAGGCAAACUAAAUCUAGAUUUGCUCAUUACAUAAUAUUGGUAAAUAUGCUCUCAGAAAAUUGCCGAAAAUUAUAUCAAUAUUUAUUCUAUGAUCCUUUGAAUUCUUCACUUUAUAUGUUUGUUUUUAUAUAUUAUAUUGUUAGGAAAAAAUAUUUUUAUAACCACUUUUUUUGCCACAGAAUGCAAUUUCUCUGAUAUUUUUCUUUAAUGUAUUAUUAUUGUAUUUUAGUAGUUUGUGUAUCAGUAAAAUGAUUUUUCAACUGUUUUGAAAAAUCAUGUAGGUGCUUUUAUUUCCAUGUACAUGUACAUUCAAACCAAUAUGGUAAUUGUCAUUUUUGCAUUUUAGCAUAGUUUAAUAACUUAUUUUCAAAGUCAUUUUCCUAACUAAGUUUUCAAAACUCAGAAGGGAUCAAAACAUGGCUUUUCACAAAGAUUGGUUUUAUAAGAACAAACUCCAAAAGAUAUUGUUUGGGCAAAAAUGAUCACUCGAUAAUCUUGUGGGCUGAUUGAUUUUUAAUGAAUACUGGAAUUUUAUUUCAUAAGGAUCGAAAGAACACAAGUAUAUGAUCCAAGUACUAUUACUACUGUAGUUGUACAUGUUUGUUAUAUGACAAAUGUGUAUUAUUGCAUAUUUUGAUAUGUUUUCUACAGAUUCCUUGGCUUUGAAGUUUGCACUGUAACAACCUGGGGAUUAAUUAAGAUAUGUAAUACAGUAUCGAUUGUAUAUCAUCUCAGUAAUAUGCAUACCCUUGGUCUUUGAACAAUAGCUCGGUCCCCUUUACUGUGCAUUUAAUCAUCUUAUGAUGCCAUUAGUUCCCAAUAUAAUUCAGAUACUUCUUGCACAUAAUCAAAUAUUUAAAAAUAUGUUAACCAGAGUAAUUGUAGUGAUAGAUAUAAGUUGUGGAGUUUGGAGAUCAUAAUUUGAUAAAAGAUAUUCUAUAAUUUCAUCAUUCAAAAAGAAACUUCUAUUUAUGUAAUCUCUUGUAAAGAAAAAAAAUGUGUACAAACAAUUUGCUGAAAUAAUGUAUUAUACUUUCAAUUAAGUUUAUUCUUGCAGAACAUAUAUCAUUUAACGCAUAUGUUUAAAACUGUCAUUGAAUAACUUAAAUUAACAUGUGUAAAUCACAGCACAAGUAAGAUUUUUUUAACAAUGAUCACAGGCUGUUAUUCAUUAACCCCCCCCCCCCCCUUCUUUCUGAUAGACCUGAUUGAAUUCCAUCAUAUGCAGUUAUGAAGAUAAUAUAUAAUGAUCUUCAAAGCAAAGCUCUUACAUGUAUAACCAAAACGAAAACAAAAAACUUGCAGUUUAUUUUUCAAUAUGGUAGGCCAAUGUAUGUAUACAGCUUACAUCUUGCAGUUCUUAUACAGUAUACAUUUUUUAAAAUACUGCAGAUUACUCCAUUUACUUCAUUGAGAUUAUAAUGGGCUCAUGGCAGGUGCGACUGCUCGACAGGGGGUGCUUACUCCUCUUAGGCACAUGAUCCCACCUCUGGUGUGUCCAGGGGUCCGUGUUGCCCAACUCUCUAUUUUGUAUUACUUAUAGGAGUUAAGAGAUUGAUCACUGUUCAUUAUCUUCAUCUUUUCAUUCAAUGACAUUAACAAUAUUCUAUUUACCACUAAAACUGCAUAAUGAAAUUGAUUUGAUGAGAUGCAUAAUACUUUUUAUACAUUUUAUGUUUUUAUAGAUUAAAUUAAAGUUUUCUUCCUUUUUUUUUUU
This is a messenger RNA of Ostrea edulis (European flat oyster), 4751 nucleotides long. Its product is annotated as ADAM 17-like protease. The record is from RefSeq and is a predicted model, not a curated record. Gene Ontology annotation, biological process: membrane protein ectodomain proteolysis; Notch signaling pathway. Gene Ontology annotation, cellular component: plasma membrane. The coding region runs from base 68 to 2290 and encodes 740 amino acids. Gene Ontology annotation, molecular function: metalloendopeptidase activity. The transcript is spliced from 23 exons. NCBI's taxonomy places the organism in Eukaryota, Metazoa, Mollusca, Bivalvia, Ostreida, Ostreidae.